Messenger RNA from Branchiostoma floridae (Florida lancelet), 1551 nucleotides. Its product is annotated as D-beta-hydroxybutyrate dehydrogenase-like. The record is from RefSeq and is a predicted model, not a curated record. The coding region runs from base 74 to 961 and encodes 295 amino acids. The transcript is spliced from 9 exons. NCBI's taxonomy places the organism in Eukaryota, Metazoa, Chordata, Leptocardii, Amphioxiformes, Branchiostomatidae. Gene Ontology annotation, molecular function: 3-hydroxybutyrate dehydrogenase activity.
GUCUAUAAAAACUCGCUAGGUAACAUUUGGACUUUGAACCGUCCCGUCUAUUACAUCAACAGUUCUUACAAAGAUGGCGUCCUUUAUUCGUUUGGCCAAGACAUCAUUCCUUCUUCGUAAUACGCUGCCAGCAACUUGUACGGAGUGUGUAAGAUUUCUUGGAACUCAGCCAGCCCCCUUACGGGGUAGGUCGGCCCUAGUGACCGGGUCUACCAGCGGUAUCGGGCUGGGGAUAGCUCGGGCUCUGGCUGCCAGCGGAUGUGACGUCAUCUACACCGGCUUUGCAGACGACAAGGUCUUAGCUGAGCUUCAGGAAGACUUCCGAAAAUACACCAGUGUGAAGGCCACUUACCUCCCAGCGGAUCUUACAAAACCUACAGAUAUAGAAACAUUAUGUACGGAGGCAGGAAAACACUGUACGGGCGGGGUGGACAUUGUAGUCAACAACGCAGGAUUUCAGCACACUUCCCCAAUCGACUCGUUUCCCCUAGCAACGUGGGACGCCAUGAUGGCCGCCAUGUUGACUGCUCCGUUUCUCAUAAUUAAGCACCUUCUUCCAGCCAUGAAGACAAAAGGAUGGGGAAGGAUCAUUAAUAUAUCUUCGGCACACGGGCUGGUAGCGUCCGUGGAGAAAUGUGCGUACGUGUCAGCGAAACAUGGUGUCAAUGGACUGACAAAGGUCGUUGCCUUGGAAACGGCAGGAAGCGGGGUCACGUGUAACGCCGUGUGUCCCGGAUGGGUGCUAACACCACUUGUUGAAAACCAAAUCCGAAAACUAAUGAAAGACCAUAACAUGGAUUGGAAAGACGCUAAGACCAUGCUGCUGUCAAGAAAGCAGCCUUCUCAUGGCUUCGUCACUCCUGAACAGAUCGGAAAUAUGGUCAACUUUCUUUGCUCGGAAGCAGCCAAUCAGAUGACAGGAUCCGUACUCUCCAUUGACGGGGGAUGGACAGCGCAGUGAAACGUCUUCUGUCAUUGGUCUACAAAUAUGCUACUGUUCAAGAUAAUCAUGACAUAUGUACAUGUAUAAAGAAAAAUGUAUCUCAAAAUAUUGCAACAAACACAUAUUGCAACAAACAUGCUGUACCCCGAACAACGUAAAAAAAUAUAUUGAGGUCAAAGAAUGCAGUUAGGCCACAGCUCUCAUUAAUUUUUGCCGAAUUUGGAAGAAAAAAAUCCCCCAUCGAGAUCGGAAACAUGACGAAAAUUAGCAUAGAGGAAAAAUAUAUCAAAUCUGAAUAAAGAAAUGCAGUCCUAACUAUUAUAUGAUUUUGAUUGUUUUCAAAUACAAGGCCACAUUGGUUUAAUUAUAAAUGACAUACUCUGGGAACACCAAAACCAAUGUGGGACAGAUAAAAAGGAAGUUAAGAAAAAAGUUGCAUUCAUUAUUAAAUCUACGUAGCCAAGAAGAUUGAAAAUAUGACUGAGCACACGGAGUAUGGUAUACCGAAGAAUAGAUUUUAUUUUUAUUUUUGUUCGUUUCAAUUCUUCUCCUUUAAUCUUUGCAUUGACCAUAUCCUUCUAUGACAUUAAAGUACGUUUUCAAUAUUC